GCCAUGGUUGCCUGUGCGAAAGCGGUGCCAAACUUGCCUGCCCUGUGAACGCUGCUCGCCGUCUCUCACCUACCGGUUUGCCCCUGGAAGGGAGGAAGAAGAGGAGGAAGAGGAAAGAGGAGUUUUGAGAGAGUCACCGUUUGCAGAUUUCAGACACGGCUUUAAAAACUUUGCAAGAGUACCCACUGCAGCAGCAGCGGAGACAUUUACAGCUGCGCGGCUGAACUUCCACCACCGGCAGCAGCAGCAGCAGCCCGAGGGGACCGGGGAGGAGGAGUCAACAGGUCCCAGAGCUUAGGAGCUGCAAUCGAUUCAAGGGGAGAUUUCCUCCGCCAAGGACAGGCAGAUUGACGUUUUUGGGGAGGUACCCUGUUUUGUGGCCUGCAUGCCGCCAGUGGUAGGAUCAAGACUAAUCCAGGGACACUUGAUUAAUGGUGCCACAGACAAAGCCCUGCAGUCUGCUCUCAGCCCGGGCCUCGGAUAGGGCUCCUCUCAAGAAGAAGGGCUCAUCCGAGCAAUCGAUGCAGGCAGUCCACCAGCCGGAAGCCCAGUUGGCCGAAGAGCGCACUACUCAAUCAGUCUGAACUGCAACACACAAAGAGCUGCUGGCGACCCACAGAGCUCUACAGGCCUUGUCUAUUACCUCGGAAACAUACUAGGCUGUUUGACUGCAAAGACAAGGAGGAAAGCUUCGCCCUGGGCAUCAUGUGAUCUGCGUAUUCCCCCUCUGAGCGCUCUGCAGAGUGAAUCUUCACUCCCUUGGAAGUGUUGCAACCACUAGCACCCCCAUCACCACUAUAAGUCACCUGUUCCUGACUCAACUUGCCCUCUGUCUGAUCUUCGCCCCUCUUCAUCUUGGAGAUAAGGACUGGCCUUGCGAGUUUCCAGCCUUCUAAACGCCUUGCGUAAAUAAGGCCUUUCAGAUCAUUUUACAAUACCAGAUAAAGGAAGGAUCUAACACUUUCCACUCUUUUUUCCUCCAUACUGAGCCUUUUUUAUCUUUUGUCUGUUGCAAUUCAACCCUUCACCAACCCGCCAGGAUUUGUGUCUUGGUGACAUCUAUAGGGGAACCAGUUUCAGGACGCAAGCACCCAAUCCAAUCUAUCAGGAUUUAACAAACUUUCACUUUGGAAUAUCUACUCAUGCAGUGCCCCUAUGGGGGAUUAAACCAGAACAGGAAUCUACACUGACUCCUCUUGGCCUUGUCAGAUUGUGUGAAGUUUUUCUUUCUCUAAUAAGUGAGAUUUACUUGUGACUGGAGGUGGACUAAGCCAUCAUGGCUGGGAAGGGCAACCCUGUGCCGGGCCCCCACCUCAACGGCUUCCCCAUGCCCACCUACUCCUACUUCUUCCCACACAUGUUAGGGAGCCUGUCGCCUCCAGCCCUGCCAGGAUUACCCAUCAGUGGCUACAGCACGCCCUCACCAGCCACACUCUUCGAUGUUCUCAGGAGUUUGGGGCCUAGUGGUGCUGCGACAAGAACAGCCACCAGGAUUCAUACGUUCACGAUAGAGACCCAGAGUACCAGCUCAGAGGAGAUAGUGCCAAGCCCGCCCUCGCCUCCCCCGCCACCCCGCGUCUACAAGCCCUGCUUUGUGUGCCAGGACAAGUCCUCAGGGUACCACUAUGGUGUCAGCGCCUGUGAGGGCUGCAAGGGCUUCUUUCGGAGAAGCAUCCAGAAGAACAUGGUGUACACCUGCCACCGGGAGAAGAACUGCAUCAUCAACAAAGUCACCCGCAACCGCUGCCAGUACUGUCGGCUGCAGAAGUGCCUGGAAGUCGGGAUGUCCAAGGAGUCAGUGAGGAAUGACCGGAACAAGAAGAAAAAGGAUGAGAAGAAGCAGGAGUGCACGGAGAGCUACGUGCUGAGUCCCGACACGGAGCAGAUGAUCGACAGGGUUCGCAAGGCGCACCAGGAAACGUUCCCCUCGCUCUGCCAGCUGGGCAAAUACACUACGACUAACAGCUCAGAACGACGUGUAUCUUUGGACGUAGACCUAUGGGAUAAGUUCAGUGAACUCUCCACCAAGUGCAUCAUUAAAACGGUGGAGUUUGCUAAGCAGCUGCCUGGCUUCACGACGCUCACCAUCGCCGACCAGAUCACUCUGCUCAAAGCUGCCUGUCUAGACAUCCUGAUACUCAGGAUCUGUACGCGCUACACGCCAGAGCAGGACACCAUGACUUUCUCAGAUGGACUCACAUUAAACAGAACCCAGAUGCACAACGCUGGCUUCGGCCCCCUCACAGACCUGGUUUUUGCCUUUGCCAACCAGCUCCUCCCCCUGGAGAUGGAUGAUGCAGAGACAGGGCUGCUCAGCGCAAUCUGUUUGCUGUGUGGAGAUCGUCAGGACUUGGAACAGGCGGAGAAGGUGGACGUCCUGCAGGAGCCUCUCCUGGAAGCUCUGAAGAUCUACGUACGGAGGAGGAGGCCCCACAAACCGCACAUGUUCCCCAAGAUGCUCAUGAAAAUCACAGAUCUGAGAAGCAUCAGUGCUAAAGGAGCUGAGCGUGUCAUCACCCUGAAGAUGGAGAUCCCCGGCUCCAUGCCGCCUCUCAUCCAGGAGAUGCUGGAGAACUCAGAAGGUCUGGAAAGCGGGGCAGCGGGCGGUCGGCCCAGCGGCGCCCCACCUGGCAGCUGCAGCCCCAGCCUGUCCCCUAGCUCCGCCCAAAGCAGUCCAGCCACACAAUCGCCGUAGUAGCAACGGCCUCUGUUUUUAGUUUUCCCCUCACGAUGCUCGUUGCCUCCUUCCUUGACGUUCUAAAUAGGAGGAGGGUGAAGGAGUUGGGUGGGGGCUUGAACCUGACUGCUAAACACAGGAAAGAGGCAACGUCCUCCUCCUCUCCUACGACACCAACCCCAUCUCCUGAUCUGCUUCUCCUCACUCUGGAGCUCUGUCCUGAUGUGAGGGGAGGCGAGGCCGGGGCAGGACAGGGGAGACCUUUGAGAGACCACACGGAAAACACUGCUGAUGACUCCUCCUCCCCCUCCUCCCCCCCUCCACUGCUCCUCUCCUCUCCUCCAAAAAUCUCAUGGAAACCAAUCUGGAUGCAACGGAGACCGGUUUUGAAUGGAAGCAAGAGCGGGUGGAGCAUCGUGGGAUGGAUGUAUGAACAAGGACAGACUCAUACAGACUGACUUGACGAACACCAGACACUUUUUUUUGUUGAACUUCGAGGCAGACUGCAAGCUUGAGACUCGAAAAAAACGAAGACCCUCCUCCUCACAGACUGCGGGUCUUUUCUCUUUUUCCAACUUAAAAAAAACAACAGAUUUCGUACAAAAAGAUAUAUAAAUAUAUAUAGAAAAAGUUAAGGAACUAUUGUGAUUGACAUGUCCGGAGGGGAACGACAGGCCGACUUGAGGACGUGUUUUCUGAAAUUAGAACUUGUUGUACUCCUUCACUGUUUCAAUCUUUUCAUACACAUUGAGAGUAUCAAGAGAGACGUUUCAGUUUUAUCACAUUUGUACAUUAUUCUAAUUAACAUGAACGCAAAAGAUGUUUCUCUCCAGUCUACACAUGCAAACAAACACACACAGACAACACACACACAAACGUGCACAGAAAACAAGUCGCAAUGAAUAUCACCGACUAUUCCAGGUUGGAUUUGUUUUCCUUUUCUUUCUUUUUUUUUGCUUCCAAGAGAAUGGAAAAAAAAUGAUUGUAUGAACUUGGUUGUAUGAUAUGGUCACAGGUCCUUUCAAGAAAUCAAAUUAAUGAAGAUUCAUUAUUAAGGUGUAUUUUAAGUAGCCUUUGAGUUUGUGUAUAUAAGCUGUAUUCAUUUCUUUAAAACUAUGAAGAGUUUUAGGCUUCACCUGAUUAUUAUUUUUUUUAAGAAUACCUUUUACGUGUUUUGUUUAUAGGUUUGUGAUGCAAGCAAAGACAUUUUUGAGCACAUUUUACUGAAGGAAGGUCUUUCAUGUUUUGUGUCCUACUAAAUACUGGACAGACUCUUAACCAAUCACUGGCUGUUCAGGAUGUGGCUGUCACAAACAAUUUCAACUUUUUCCCCCUUCUCUCUGUUCACUUUUAAAAAACCUGUUUUUCAAACCGUAGAUAACAAAGUAGCACUCCAGUCGGGGCAUAGCUUUUUUUGGCCAUGUAGCAGAAAGAGAUGGUGAAUAAUGGUGAGCUGGAUGCCAGGUGUCAAGUGAGCAGAAACAGCUCUGCUUCAAAGAGUUAAAAUGUGAAGAAUGGUGUACAUACGCACUGUAUUAAACACGAGAGAAUCUCUGUCAUCUCUGAAUGGAUUCAUAAUCUGUACUGGACGAGAAAGGACUAGAAUGUAGAGACCUCUGUGCUUCGUCGGUAGUCAGACAAGUGAAGGUCCCAAAUGUGAUGUUGGUCAACCAAACCCGCACAGAUCCCCCAGAAACCUGUGGUAGAAACAAGUAUGUGACUUUUCUGCUGACUCCAGAGCAAACCUCACACCCUGUGACUCACUUUUACGCCAAAACGCCUUCACCGCUAACACAUGUCAUCUAAAACCAUCGUUACUGUACACACGCCAAUGUCUCAGGAAGGAAUCAUUUUGUGUGCUUGGCCUGUUCUUUGUAUUUGUUCUGUGCUGCACCUCCUUACCCCUCCUGACACGGAUGCACAAACACACACACAAUUCUGCUACUGAGCCCCUGAGUUUUUCUCCAGUCACUUCAUUUUUUUUUUUUUUGUCAAACCUGGCAGACCAGGACUUGUGCAAGAGAGACCUCGAACCUGACCCCCCCCCACCCCCCCCACCCCCCUCUGCAAACGUUACGACAUAGAAUGCCAGUGUGGAGUCUCUCUGAGUCGUUCUUCAUGUGUUCAUUUUUAUUUGUACGGUCAAAGCUGCUUUUCAUCAUUUUUACAGUAGGACUUCACCUGUCCAGAACAGCGCACAACUUUUCCCUCCACCGCUAAUCUGGAAUAGCAACAGACACAGCGUCAGUUUGAGAAGUAUGGAAUAUGUUGCAAUUUUUUGUCAAGAUUAUCAAGCAACUUUGGAAAAAAAAAGAAAACAACAAAAAAAGAUCAAAAAUAAAACCAACAUUUAAUAAUUAUGAAAUGUG
Messenger RNA from Notolabrus celidotus (New Zealand spotty), 5046 nucleotides. RefSeq names its product retinoic acid receptor, alpha a (gene raraa). The transcript is spliced from 15 exons. Gene Ontology annotation, molecular function: nuclear receptor activity; nuclear glucocorticoid receptor binding; zinc ion binding. Lineage: Eukaryota; Metazoa; Chordata; Actinopteri; Labriformes; Labridae. The record is from RefSeq and is a predicted model, not a curated record. Bases 1277 to 2695 code for a protein of 472 amino acids. Gene Ontology annotation, cellular component: transcription regulator complex; nucleus. Gene Ontology annotation, biological process: regulation of transcription by RNA polymerase II; cellular response to corticotropin-releasing hormone stimulus; retinoic acid receptor signaling pathway.